GAGGCUGGUGGUCAAAAUCCCUCCAGAACUCAGAGCUUUUAAGAUGCAGAGUACGCUUUGCUCUCCCAUGUUUCCAGGAUUGUAGUCCCUUGUCCUCAAGACUCGUCUGCUCUGGAGCCGGCUGCCACCUUCCCAGUUGCCUGGGGUCCUUGCUGUCUCUCCCCUCUCCCCUCCCCACCGGCAAAGUGGUGCUCCCGCCUCUCCGCCUGCACAGCCCCUGGCGCGCCCCGCAGGGUUAUCAGGCUCCGCACACGCACCACUGGCUUCCUCUGGCUCCCAGCGCAAGUGACCCCGGCAGACCAACCGCUGCCCGGGAGCCUCCUCCGAGUCCCGGUCUCCUGCUCCCUGACCACCGCGCAGCUGCCCUUCGGACCCCCUGCAGCGCCCACCGCGCGUCAGGCUUCAUCCCGGGUUGGACCUGCUGUUCUGCUCAUCCCCACACUCAGCCUCUCCAUCAGCCCCGAGAAGUGGAAUCUGCACAGAAACUCUCGGUGGCUGGAGCCCGCGGACUGGGCAUGCUCAGAAGCCAGGGCUGGCUUUGGUCUCAAGUAGGAAGCUUUUGCACUCGGGAGGCAGCGGCGACUUUGGGGAAAGUUGAUCGGAGAGGGGAGGAAGCCCCGAGACGCGGAGCAGCGCGGGGAAGGAGCCCCCGGCAGCCGGGAGGAGCAUGGGCACCCUGCGGGAUCUCCAGUACGCGCUCCAGGAGAAGAUCGAGGAGCUCAGGCAGCGGGAUGCUCUCAUCGACGAGCUGGAGCUGGAGUUGGAUCAGAAGGACGAACUGAUCCAGAAGCUGCAGAACGAGCUGGACAAGUACCGCUCGGUGAUCCGGCCGGCCACCCAGCAGGCGCAGAAGCAGAGCGCCAGCACCUUGCAGGGCGAGCCGCGCACCAAGCGACAGGCGAUCUCCGCCGAGCCCACCGCUUUCGACAUCCAGGAUCUCAGCCAUGUGACCCUGCCCUUCUACCCCAAGAGCCCACAGUCCAAGGAUCUCAUAAAGGAAGCCAUCCUUGACAAUGACUUCAUGAAGAACUUGGAGCUGUCGCAGAUCCAGGAGAUUGUGGAUUGUAUGUACCCAGUGGAGUAUGGCAAAGACAGUUGCAUCAUCAAAGAAGGAGACGUGGGGUCACUGGUGUAUGUCAUGGAAGCUUUGGAAGGAUGCAGUCUGAAUCUGAUCUUUAUACUUAGCCCCUUCUAUAAACUCCUUUCUGAUGAAAACAAAAAUAUUCUUGUACUAAAGCUUUGUAAGUAG
Messenger RNA from Myotis lucifugus (little brown bat), 1249 nucleotides. Its product is annotated as cGMP-dependent protein kinase 1-like. The coding region runs from base 668 to 1249 and encodes 193 amino acids. The record is from RefSeq and is a predicted model, not a curated record. The transcript is spliced from 3 exons. NCBI's taxonomy places the organism in Eukaryota, Metazoa, Chordata, Mammalia, Chiroptera, Vespertilionidae.